AUGUGGCAUAUGAAAACCGUAUUUAUCCCUGUGGUCGUUGGUGCACUUGGUACAGUAACAAAGAAGAUGGUAGAAAACAUCAAGAAAGUAUCAGAGACAGCUACUGUGACAGAGAUUCAAAAGAUCUGCAUGCUGGGAUCUGCGCCAAUCCACAGAAAGGUGCUUAGUGUAUGAAAAGAAUGAUUGACUUGAGUGACUGAUGCUCCAGGUGUAAGGUUUGCGUCCGGCUGACGCACAAAAAGAAUAGCAGUAAAGACCGUGAAAGAAGAGACAACAAUAAUAAUAUUAGCUAUUAUUUAGGAGCGGGCGGCUGUACUGAAGUGAGAUAUCUUUGGUCAUUGUCUGUCUAAGAGUUUUUUUAGAGUAAAAUACUAUGUACAAAGUUUUCGCUUUUUGCGUAAUUUGCUAUUAAGCACUUUUUGAAGAAAAAGCAUAUAUUUUUUUAUAUCGUGGAGCCCUGUUAUGAAGUUGCUGUUGAGUGGUGUCUCAAAAGAAAGGUAAAAUAGAGUAAAACUGCCUGAGAUACAUUGUAUUUGGGAUUCCAUGGAUACAUCCUUGCCCUUUUGCCUGUAAUGACCCAAAAAAUCCAAACACCGUCUAUUCAUAUGAAAAGUUAUUAUACCUAGUUCCUUUCUUUUCAGUUUUUGAAAAAGUAGGUAUCGAAAGUGAAUUGCCUGACUUAUUGA
This is a messenger RNA of Porites evermanni, 686 nucleotides long. Lineage: Eukaryota; Metazoa; Cnidaria; Anthozoa; Scleractinia; Poritidae. The record is from the annotation of a GenBank genome assembly.